Molecule: messenger RNA, 1815 nt
Organism: Otolemur garnettii (small-eared galago)
Lineage: Eukaryota; Metazoa; Chordata; Mammalia; Primates; Galagidae
Gene: FN3KRP
Product: fructosamine 3 kinase related protein
Exons: 6
Coding region: 70-999 (309 amino acids)
Source: RefSeq, a predicted model, not a curated record
CCCGCACUGCCGUGGGAACCCGGAAUCUUUGUCCAGCCGGAGGCGGUUCUGGGGCCGCGGCGGGGAAAAAUGGAGGCGCUGCUGCGGCGUGAGCUGGACUGUAGCUCGGUCAAGGCCACGGGUCAUUCUGGGGGCGGGUGUAUCAGCCAGGGCCAGAGUUACGACACGGACAAAGGGCGAGUGUUCGUGAAAGUGAACGCCAAGGCUGAGGCGAGACGAAUGUUUGAAGGUGAGAUGGCGAGUUUAACUGCCAUCCUGCAAACAGGCACGGUGAAAGUGCCCAGGCCUAUCAAGGUUCUAGAUGCACCAGGAGGUGGAAGUUUGCUGGUGAUGGAGCAUUUGGACAUGCGAGGCCUGAGCAGUUAUGCUGCAAAGCUUGGAGCCCAGCUGGCAGAUUUACACCUCUACAACAAGAAGCUUGGAGAGAAGCUCCUGAAGGAGGCUGGCACAGUGGGGAAAGGAAGUGCACAGACAGACCAGCCCUUUGUGGACCAGUUUGGGUUUGAUGUGGUGACGUGCUGUGGAUACCUGCCCCAGGUGAACGACUGGCAGACGGACUGGGUUGUCUUCUAUGCCCAGCAGCGCAUUCAGCCCCAGAUGAACAUGGUAGAGAAGGAGUCAGGGGACAGGGAGGCCCUGGAGCUUUGGUCUGCUCUGCAGCUGAAGAUCCCUGACCUGUUCCAGGGUCUGCAGAUUGUCCCCGCCUUACUCCAUGGAGACCUUUGGGGAGGAAACGUAGCGGAGGACUCCUCUGGGCCUGUCAUUUUUGAUCCAGCUUCGUUCUAUGGCCACUCUGAGUAUGAACUGGCAAUAGCCGGCAUGUUUGGGGGCUUCAGCAGUGCUUUUUAUAAUGCCUACCACAGCAAAGUACCCAAGGCACCAGGAUUCGAAAAACGCCUUCAGCUAUAUAAGCUCUUUCACUACCUGAACCACUGGAACCAUUUUGGAUCAGGGUAUAGAGGGUCCUCCCUGAGUAUCAUGAGGAAUCUUGUCAAGUGAGGCUGCCUUCCUCCUGGGGUGGGGGGUGGGAGGGGUUGGGGCCUACCUGGAGUGUGCUAGGGCCUGAGACCAGGUGUACCAGGUCCCCCAGGGUGCAGUGGUCCUGCUGUCCCUGCAGGGUCCUCACCCUGAACUCUUCUGUGCUUUUUACGUGGCUAGAGGGGCUUAAGACCAACUUAAAUGCUUAUUUCCAAGCCCUGUAAACCAGGUAACAUCUCAGAGGAAAGGUUUUGUGUUUCUAAAGUUGUACACUUUAUUAGACUUCAGAGCUAGAUGGAGCAGCACUAGAGGUGUGGCCAGACAGACAGACCUGUGAAGGUGAGUGGUACUGACUCACGUGGCUGCUGCACAGGUGCAGAAAGCAUGAGAAAGCUCACAGUGUGUGGGCAGGGGAUCUGGUGUUCUGGGAAGUGGCCAGUGUGUUGAGCACUGCUGCCCUGGGGCACUGAUGCUGCCUGAUGGGUAGGACUUGGGUCCAGGCAAGAAACCACCCUACUGAAGGCGUCUCACAAUGACCAGUUCCAAACUCAAGCACAUUCCCUUUUCUUUCUGCAUCACUGCUGGACUGUGCCUCAAGCUGUGCAGGUCUGUGCGCUAAUCCUGGGUGCAACCAGGCUGCUGGCCUGCAGUGUAGUGUCAUUGGGUGCAUGCAGGAGCCUGGAACCGCUCCUGUUACCCCAUCCUGUGUGCUGUUUUCUAAAACUUGCUGAGUUGUCGUUCCUUUGCAACAUAUAAGAUAAGCUAAUAUUUUCCUUCCUUCUAUGUUGUAGUGAUGAGAAAUAUUUCAUGAAUGGCACUAAUGCUAAUAAAUCCUUU